AAAGCGGUCCAUGAGCCCGAAAAAGAGGAUACUUAUUCCUAAAGUACUUGAUACAGUGGUUGACGUAGCCUACUUAAUACUGUCAAAGUUAAUAGGCUAGUUCACAUAGUAAAAAAAAAAAAUGACAAACGAUAUAUCUAAAAAGAAGGGGAAGAUUGCAGGUGAGAAAAGGGGCAAAAGAAAGGCCAAAAGAAGAGAGACUUACGCGAUGUACAUCUAUAAAGUGUUGAAACAGGUUCACCCGGACACGGGAAUUUCCAGCAGAGCCAUGAGCAUCAUGAACUCCUUCGUGAACGACCUGUUUGAGAGGAUUGCCACAGAGGCGUCCCGCCUCGCUCAGUACAACAAACGCUCCACCAUCACCAGCAGAGAGGUGCAAACUGCAGUGAGGCUGCUGUUGCCCGGGGAGCUGGCUAAGCACGCCGUGUCUGAGGGAACCAAAGCGGUCACCAAGUACACCAGCUCCAAAUGAAGACUUCAACACGCUCGGAAGUUAUUGUGACCAGAGUUUCAAACCUGUGCAUCCGUUUUGUAACCUGGUUGAUUUCAAUAAACGUAGCAAAAGAA
Etheostoma cragini (Arkansas darter) is the source of this 567-nucleotide messenger RNA. RefSeq lists its product as uncharacterized. The transcript is spliced from 2 exons. Lineage: Eukaryota; Metazoa; Chordata; Actinopteri; Perciformes; Percidae. Gene Ontology annotation, cellular component: nucleosome. Bases 122 to 472 code for a protein of 116 amino acids. Gene Ontology annotation, molecular function: DNA binding; protein heterodimerization activity; structural constituent of chromatin. The record is from RefSeq and is a predicted model, not a curated record.